AUGUCUACACUUCCGUCUUCUACUGUUCGCCGUGUCGGCAGUGCCUGGGAUAGUUCCUCCAAACCGAGUCCUGCCGGAAUGCUCAUCCACAAAAACCAGAAGGGCAAAAUUCUGGGGAGGGAGAAGAUAUAUCCUAACCACGAGAUUGUGAUUGGUCGUGACAAUGAUCGCUGUCAAUAUGUGCUCAACGACCCCUACAUCUCGAAGCGGCACCUAAGAGUCUAUACCGUGGUCUACGAGAAUGACGAGCCUUGCGAAAUUGACACGCUGGUCUAUGCAGAAGACCUGUCUCAGAAUGGUACCUAUUGGAACGGAUCUCUCAUAGGAAAAGGCAAUAGGGGCUUUCUUCUGAGUGACAAUGAUGUCUUGCGACUGAGCCGUCAAACAUACCUCAUCUUCAGCGCCACCUCCAGUGGAGCGGCAAAAGAGAACUUUGAUCAUACACAGGAGGCCGAAAUGGCAAAAUUCGGCAAAGACUAUGUUCUCACCGACAGGCUUCUCGGCGCAGGCACCUUUGGUCGAGUAUACAUGGCAAUUGAACAGAUAGCUCGGCGCCAGGUUGCGUGCAAAGUUGUUGACCUACGAAAACUCGGCCCUCGACCGCUGCUCCUAUUUGGACGGCCAGAGGAACCCGCUCCAGCUGAAGAAGUCGAUAGCGUAGCCCAAAAACGCAAGCUCAAGGCAUGGGUCGACCAGCGAAAAAGAGAGAACGCCUUGGAGAGAAAGAUAUGCGCAUACUAUCGUGAGGUGGAAAUCCUUACCUCGAUUAGCCACCCGAACAUUGUCGGCAUCGAAAAGGUGUACAUUACUGACAACACGAUAUACAUCAUGCAAGAUCUCGUUAGCGCCGGUGACCUAUUUUCCUACAUCGAGCUGAGGAAAGGGAAGCUGCUUGAAGUCGAGGCGGCUGUCAUCGUUCGACAGAUCUUGGUGGCCUUGCGUUUUCUUCACAACAAAAACAUCGUCCAUCGAGAUAUCAAACCCGACAAUGUUCUCAUGUCGAGCCAGGCCGCGGGAUGUCGAGUUAUAUUGACGGAUUUUGGUGCAGCUCGGAGAAUUGAGAGCAAGAUGCACCGAAUGUCGUCCAUUAUAGGAACACACGAAUACGCAGCGCCCGAGAUACUGGGAUAUGCGCGAAGCAACCUGGAGCCCGAGAGAUCGGGUUAUACUCGAUCUGUGGACAUGUGGGCGGUUGGCUGUCUCUCGGUCGUGUUGCUCACAGGGGGUCUGGCUUUCUCCGAUCCUCUUACAAACACGUAUUCGGAAAAGCUGGCCCGAGAUUGUAACCUGAAAUUUCUUCACCAGUCAACAGAAUGGCAGGCGGUGAGACAACGGCCGAGGGAGUUCGUUGAGCGGCUCUUGGUGCUCGAUGAGGACGCCCGAAUGACAGCGGAAGAUGCUCUCGCCCACUCUUGGUUCUCCAAUGAAGUGCACAAGAACGACUUUGAGGAUUUGUAUCAACGCACAAUCAGAGACUGGCGACCGCGAACCCCAAAGUUUCAAGUGGUUGAAUUUCGGGACAGCGGGUCUAUUCGGAAGUUGCUGAGCUCAUUAGGUCUUCGAGAUUCGACCAAGCGCAGCAGUUCCAGACCACCUUCUCCAAUCGAGCCGCCUUACAAGCCUUUUCCGAGAAACAUGCAUCUUGGGUUAUGGCCAAGAAGGGAUCCACACGAAAGACUGUCGGAGGAAGUAUUAUCUGCCAUUAAGAAAUGGUCACCACGAUCCGCAGAGUCAUUGCGCAUGCGAGUGGGAGGCAAAUCUUCAGGGGCUACGCUCCCGACAUCACAGUCCUCGGAUCCAGGAACAACGAGCGUCUCCAGGAAACCCAGAGCUGCUUCAGAGCCUCCUCGAAACAGACACUUAGGAAGCUGUCAGAGGACUUCCGUUGGCAAGGAAUCUAAGGCGGUCACACCAGCUCGCUCUGGGAUCAACGAGUCGUUUUCGAGAACAGCUACCUCGAAAGAUCGUCAAACCCCGGAGGGCGUGCGUUCGAGGUUCCCCUUUUCUACGAUAUCGAGUUCACCAGAGGCUGCUAUCCAGGACGGCCUUUCUGGCUCUCAUUUCAAAUCCUUUGGCGAGCUCAGCGCAAACAACGUGCCAUCUGAGUUUGUUAUCCCGAGAAACCUUGGCAAUAUGUUAAGUGACAAUCAGAGCUCGAUCAAUAUCAAAAGUGACGACGACUCAAAUCCGGCUUGCAACAUAGCAACGACACCACGUGAACAAGGCAAGCUCAAACGCCGCGUGUCUAUAACACAGGCAAACCUAAACGCCUCGAAAAAGAAGAAGCACCGCCGUGGAUCCAUCUUCGAGCUCGCCGAAGACUGCGGCACGGAAGACGUGUCAGUGCCGACCGGCCUGAGCAGUCGAAAGUCGAUCUUCGACUUAGCCAACGAUGAUGGCGAAAACGAGAAUCAAGGCCGUCCGAGAGUCGACCAUGGUAGUCCUCGUGUGCAGAGACUGCCUCUGCUCGUCCAUCGGCCGAAGAAACCAGCCUUAGCGGAAGUCCGUCAACCACCAUGUGCAUCAAAGCUCUAUCUCCCGCGCUAA
Molecule: messenger RNA, 2547 nt
Organism: Fonsecaea pedrosoi CBS 271.37
Lineage: Eukaryota; Fungi; Ascomycota; Eurotiomycetes; Chaetothyriales; Herpotrichiellaceae
Exons: 7
Coding region: 1-2547 (848 amino acids)
Biological process (GO): meiotic recombination checkpoint signaling; protein phosphorylation
Cellular component (GO): cytoplasm; nucleus
Molecular function (GO): protein serine/threonine kinase activity; protein binding; ATP binding
Source: RefSeq, a predicted model, not a curated record